AUGUGCCUGCGGAGAGUUCCAGACUACAUCCGAGCAGAAGAAGACUGGCGCAAAAGUAUCGACGAAGACGACGACACAGACGUCUCUGCUGAGGUGUAUGAAGAAUUGGAGAAUCUUGGCUCGGUACAUGGACAUGGAUGGUCAGGUCUACGCGAAGUAGUGAUUGCACACGGUGUGAGUCUUGUCCAUGAAAUUAUCAAAGACAAGCUUGUGGCGACAGAGACCAGGGCAGAACUUGCAAGAAUACCUGCCAAACACGGUCUCCAUAAGGUGUCGGAAGACCUCCUUCUUGCUUAUGUUCGAUCCCUGCCGCUCAAACGCCCUCUCGGUGUGGAUUCUCGUCUGUUCAACGGAUGUCUAUCGAGCUUGACGGCCAUGCAGCCAGCCAGUGCCGACAAUGAGACGUUCGUCCGCCUCCUUGAUGCAUUGUUUUCUUCAGGACGUCUGAAAUUGUCGUGGUUGGCGACUCGAGACAUGGUCGCUCUGUUGAGUGGCAUGAUCAGAGCGCUGGGGUCGCAAUCUGGAGACAACGAUCAAAUCUUGCAGUUCCUCCAAGGCCGCAUUUCUCAAGUAUCAGAGGCAGAGUUGGUACAAGACCAUGCAACCCGACAAGGAUCAGAGGGCAAACUGGAUACCUGGUUGAAAUUGGAAAAGUCGCUCAGCAAUACAAUGAUCAGCAUCAUUACUGUCCUCACGGCAAUCGUCUUGAUAGGGCGCAACGCACAAGAUUGCAACGACGGCUCAAAGAGAUGCACUGCUGCCGAAUCUCUCCUCACGCGUCUUUCAGUAAUUGUACUUACGAACCUGGAAGCCUGUCGAUCCGGAUCCAGUGCGAGGGGCUCAGUCCAUCAGCAACGGACAAUCUGUUUCACCCUUCUUGCAAGCAGCCUCAUUUUGAGUGCCAAACAUGACAAGAACAGCAAAGCAGAGACAUUACUCGGGCAAGAGGAAAUCUUGCGAGGAAUGAUUGUCGUACAUAGAAGCAAUAGCUCAGACCGCACACAAUCGAUGGUUGAGCGUGCUGCUUCAUUUCUGGUCGACCUGUCUCGAUGCUGCGGACAGAGCCUACACUCGGACGGUCAAUCUUAUCUGGAAAGCCUCGUUCAGUCGAUUAUGGAAGACGGUCAACACGAAUCAGACAAGACGACAUCAUUCUUAAAACAAUGGGCAUUGGAGAGUUCCUUGCUCUCUGUCAAAAUCUCUGCCACACAAAGAAGCCGGCGCUUCUUAGAGGACGUCGAGGCUGCCAUGUCACAACGCGUACCCUUGAGUACCCACAGCAUAGCCAGCGCCCCGCGUCAUAUCAGUGGUGUCAUUGCAGGACAGGGACUCAGGUGGGAAGAAGGUCUGUGCGAAUGGAUUGUUGCAUCGCCAGUACGCACGAGAAAGGCCGAACGGGUCACUGUCACGGCAAAUAGGGGUCGAUCAGGAUCUAUUUCUGACCAAGACAACGAUCUAGACGACAGCGGUUAUCUCAGUGACACAAAGGAAACACCAGAUCUCAAACAUAAGGUGGUCAACAUCUCGAAUAUGCUGGCUUCACCGGAUGUGCUAGGUUUCGAUAUAGAGACCCCAUCUUGCUCGAAAGCCAUCUUCCAAGCACACGAGGGUACAACACUAUCAGAUGGCACACCUUUGAUCAAAAAGUUACCAUGGCCUCCAUCUUCUCCGCUCAAAGCUUCAAAUACAGCCCAGACUGUUGCCGAACCUCCAGAAACUCAUUCUGGUUCGCUUGGAAACAGAUUUGACGUAGCGGAAAGACCAGCAAAGAAGAGGAAACGUCAGGCAGUGGAAGAACGGAAACCAAUUGUUCCUUCACCGGCCUCAGAAGCAGCUCGACGACCAUCACCAUCUUCGGAUAAUGACUGCAUCAAGCAGGGAGGAACCGAUUCGUCUGAGAGCGAGAUGGACGAACUGGCCAUGAGUUGCUCAAAGCCGAGUAAAAAAAAUANNUUUGUUGGCAGGAAAGCGGUGCCACCAAAAUCUCUCAGCAAGACCUCAGUUCCAAUCAAAAGAGCCAGCGAUCACUUUGUAGAUGAUAGCGAUGAUGAGCUGGGCUUUUAA
Messenger RNA from Aureobasidium musti, 2064 nucleotides. Lineage: Eukaryota; Fungi; Ascomycota; Dothideomycetes; Dothideales; Saccotheciaceae. The record is from the annotation of a GenBank genome assembly.